UCUGUGGUUGGGCAAAGAACUAAGAAGUGCCACAACACUGAUUACAAUGGUCACAUGAGUACUCAAGUUAGAGUUAUGAUUCAUAUGAACGAUGCAAUUCAUUAUUUAUAUCAUUUUAAGCUGAAGUGAUUUUUGUAUUACAGUGGUGAAAUCAUGCCCACUAGUACUACAUGUUCUCUGUUUGUCAUUGUAGCAGCACUUGGCUUACUUGGAAAAGUUGGUUGUGUAACGGUUAAAAUUAACAGUGAUACACAGUCAUUUGGUUCUGUUGUGAAAGGAUUCCAGUACAAAAACGUCAGCAUUGAAACAACAUUGUUUGAAAAGAACUUUAGCUGUUCUGGAUCAUUGACUGAACAAUGGUAUACUGGCACCAACUCAAACCAAGAGUUUAACCAGAAUACAAGAAUUCGCAUUUAUAUUGAUGGCGAAGAAGAACCAUCGAUAGAUUACAUGCUACUUAUGGCACAUGCAGUUCUUCCUGGGGCGACCAAUAACAAGCCAAGAUCCAAUAGAUUCUUUGGAAAAUUAGCUUCAGGUGGUGGCUAUUUCAAUACAUUUAGAAUACCAUUUAAUUCAAGUAUAAAGAUAACAAUGACCAAUGAUCAUAGCACAGGCACUGUUUGGUACAUUAUCAGGGGCAUUACUGGAGUCCCUCUCACUGUCGGGUCGUUUGAGCUGCCAAAAAAUACCAGACUUCGACUGUACAAACAAGAAACCACUGUUGCUCCACUGGAUUUUGUUACGAUGUUAGAUGCUAAAAACACGUCCGGAAUGUUGUUUCUCGUUACCGUCCACAUGGCCAGUCAAACUCUCCUGUUUCUUGAGGGAUGUGUUCGUGCAAAUAUUGACAAUUCAAAUGAGACGCUUUUUCUUUCCUCUGGCACCGAAGACUUCUUUCUGUCCGCCUUCUAUUUCAAUCAGCAUACAUAUGAUGGCUUUCAUUCAGGUCUUACGUACAUGCACGGCCCGGAUGAGCCUUUGAAAAGGAUUGUUGCGUACAAAUUUUUCGUGGAUGAUCCAGUUAUUUUCAAGAAUUCAAUUCGCUUAGUGUGGAGAAAUUUUGAAGAGGAAGGUGGUGAAAACGGCUGCCCAAAUGAAUUUCCAUCAAAUCUGAAAAAAGAAGGACGCCCCAUCCACUUUUCAGACGAAUUGCGACAGAUGUUCGGACAUCCUGCUGAUGCUUGGGUGGAGACGUAUGUAUGGCAGUACGAAUGGGAUAGUUAUGACGACUAAUAACUUUAAUUUUAAAUAGGGUGUUGGCCAUGGUAAAUGCUAACUCCUUCGUUCUAAAAAUACCCCAUUCAAAGCAAUAUUUAUGUUAAUUACCGAUUUCGAAUAAAUGUAUCAAUGGUUAGCUACGUUAACAAUUAGAAAUUCAACUCUACAUAUGAAAUUUACGUUAUGAAAGUUAACCAGAUACAAACGUUACUUUGUAUGACGUCAUAAUUUCUGUAUUGCUGCGUUGUAGGUGUUUUGUUUUUUGUAAAGCAUAUAGACAUGUAAUCUUUAGUCUUUACCUCAAGCCAAUUAUGAAUUUGGCUAUAGAAAAAUGUUCCUAUAUGUGCAUAGAAAUUACAUAGAAGACCUGAAGUAUUCACAAUAUCAUAUCUAGAACUAGCGAAGCCAGCUCACCGGUUUUAGCCUUGUUAUACAGAUUUCAAAUCAUUAUUAUUCAUUUCUUUAGACGUCUUUAGAUUGUUUCUAGAGUGAGUGAAUAUAGAAAAAUUCCUAUAUCAAGAGCAAAGCCGAGGGCUUGCUACGCUACUAUUGUCAAUCUUUCCAACAAUAUCUAAUAUGCUUAAUGUAUGUUUCAUGUAUAAUUUGUGUAAAGAUUUUUAGUUAUAGUUUUGAUAAAAUAAAAUUAACCAAAACAUCA
Molecule: messenger RNA, 1876 nt
Organism: Xenia sp. Carnegie-2017
Lineage: Eukaryota; Metazoa; Cnidaria; Anthozoa; Malacalcyonacea; Xeniidae
Exons: 3
Coding region: 154-1233 (359 amino acids)
Source: RefSeq, a predicted model, not a curated record